AUCAGCGGGGCGCUGUCAGGGCGUCAGCGCCGGCGGCUCCGCGCGGCCGGCCCCGAGCGCGUUUCUUAUCGCAGACAGGCACCGGGGGCCGGGGAUCGCAUCAUUAUCAUGGGCACUAUUUGCUUUUCGCGGCGCUGCUGUUUGCUUUUCGCUCUCGCCUGGGUCGGCAGGUUGGCGGGAGGAAACGGGGGCGCAGAUGUUGACGAAUGUGCCGAAGCUACAGAUGACUGUCACAUCGAUGCAAUUUGUCAAAACACGCCAAAAUCCUACAAAUGCAUCUGCAAGCCCGGGUAUAAAGGCGAAGGGAAACAAUGUGAAGAUAUCGACGAAUGUGAAAAUGACUUCUACAAUGGGGGCUGUGUCCAUGAAUGUAUCAACAUUCCAGGCAACUACAGGUGUACAUGCUAUGAUGGCUUCAUGUUAGCCCAUGAUGGCCAUAACUGUCUUGAUGUUGAUGAGUGUCAGGAUAACAAUGGAGGAUGCCAGCAGAUUUGUGUAAAUACUAUGGGCAGCUAUGAAUGUCAGUGCAAAGAGGGCUUUUUUCUGAGUGAUAACCAACACACCUGCAUCCAUCGCUCCAUUGAGGGUAUGAACUGUAUGAACAAAGAUCAUGGGUGUGCACACAUCUGCCGGGAGACACCCAAAGGUGGGGUUGCCUGUGAAUGUAGGCCUGGCUUUGAACUUGCCAAAAACCAGAAGGACUGCAAAUUAACCUGUAACUAUGGGAAUGGAGGCUGCCAACACACCUGUGAUGACACAGAUACUGGCCCUGUAUGUGGUUGUCAUCAGAAGUAUGCCCUGCAUUCAGAUGGCCGAACCUGCAUUGAGAAGGAUGAGGCUGCAAUUGAGAGUUCUGAGUACAAUGCCACGUCAGUAGCUGAUGUGGACAAGCGGGUGAAACGGCGGCUACUUAUGGAAACAUGUGCUGUCAAUAAUGGAGGAUGUGAUCGGACUUGCAAGGAUACUGCGACCGGGGUACGAUGCAGUUGCCCAGUUGGAUUUACCCUGCAGCCUGAUGGGAAAACAUGCAAAGACAUCGAUGAGUGCUUGGUAAACAAUGGUGGCUGUGACCAUUUCUGCCGAAACACAGUUGGCAGCUUUGAGUGCAGCUGCCAGAAAGGCUAUAAACUGCUCACAGAUGAACGGACCUGCCAAGAUAUAGAUGAGUGUUCCUUUGAGAGAACCUGUGAUCACACCUGCAUCAACUACCCUGGAAGCUUUGAAUGUCUCUGCUAUAAAGGAUACACUUUGUACGGACUGACGCACUGUGGAGAUAUUGAUGAAUGCAGCAUCAGCAAUGGUAGUUGUGACUAUGGGUGUCUUAAUACAAUGGGGAGCUACGAGUGUGUCUGUCCACCUGGAAAGAAAUUGCAUUGGAAUAAAAAGGACUGCAUUGAGAUGGUGAAAUGUGUCCCAAAUGCCAAACCAGCACCCAAGGCUCAGCUAGUCUGUAGCAAGGCAGGAGGCAUAGAGAGCUGCUUCCUGUCGUGCCCAUCUAAUACUCUUUUUGUUCCAGAUUCGGAGAACAGCUACACGCUAAGCUGUGGCAUCCCUGUCCAGCAAGGCAAGGCUCAGCAGAAACGCAAUGCAACCCUGCCCAGCUGCACAGAUUCCCUGGCCCCUCCAAUCAAGCAGAAGGCUCGAUUCAAAAUUAAAGAUGCAAAGUGCCAUUUACGACCUCGCAGCAAAGAUAAAAUGAAAGAUUCUGCAAAGCAAGCUGCUUUGGGAGGCCAAUUCCCUUGUACAGACAACUGCCAGGUGACCUUUGUGAAUCUCAAGUGUGAUUCCUCUAAGAAAAAGCGCCGAGGCCGCAAGUCACCAUCGAAAGAAGUAUCCCAUAUCACCGCAGAGUUCGAGGUGGAGAUGAAAUCAGAAGAAGUCUCAGACACCUGUAACAUUGACUGUGUUCGGAAAAGGAUGGAGCAGAAGCUGCAAACUGCAAUCAAAACAUUGAGGAAAUCUAUUAAUAAACAGCAAUUUUACAUUCAGUUUUCUGGGACAGAAUAUGAAGUGGCUCAGAAGCCAGCUAAAGCUACUGAAGGGCAUGAAGCUUGCAGUACAGGGCAAGUGCUGCAGGAUGGAAAAUGUGUUACCUGCAGCACGGGCACUUUUUAUAGCGGAGAACAAAAUCAGUGCGUUCCCUGCUCACCGGGAACAUACCAAGACACAGAAGGUCAGCUCAGCUGUGAGCCUUGCCCAAGUAACGAUGGACAGGGAGUAGCAGGCGCCCGGAACAUGUCAGAAUGUGGAGGGCAGUGUUCUCCUGGGCACUAUUCUUCAGAUGGUUUUAAACCUUGCAGAGUCUGUCCUCUUGGUACAUACCAGCCUGAAGCAGGAAGGACUCUCUGCUUUCCAUGUGGCGGUGGGCUUGUGACCAAGCACGAAGGCGCCGUUUCCUUUCAGGACUGCGAAACAAAAGUUCAUUGUUCUCCUGGACACUACUACAACUCCACAACACACAGAUGUAUCCGAUGCCCUGUGGGAACAUACCAGCCCGAGUUUGGUCAAAACUACUGCAUCACCUGCCCUGGGAACACAAGUACAGAUUUUGAUGGCUCCACUAAUGUUACACACUGCAAAAACCAGCACUGUGGAGGAGAACUUGGGGAUUACACUGGCUACAUUGAAUCACCCAACUAUCCUGGAGACUACCCAGCCAAUGUCGAAUGCAUUUGGAAUAUAAAUCCACCCCCAAAGAGGAGAAUACUUAUCGUUGUACCCGAGAUAUUCCUCCCAAUUGAAGAUGAAUGUGGUGAUGUUUUGGUAAUGAGAAAAAGUGCUUCUCCUACUUCAAUUACUACAUACGAAACUUGUCAGACUUAUGAGAGACCUAUUGCAUUUACCUCAAGAUCAAGAAAGCUCUGGAUUCAGUUCAAGUCAAAUGAAGGAAACAGUGGCAAAGGAUUUCAGGUCCCCUAUGUGACUUACGAUGAGGAUUACCAACAACUAAUAGAAGACAUUGUUCGAGAUGGUCGAUUAUAUGCAUCAGAGAACCACCAAGAAAUUUUAAAGGACAAGAAACUGAUCAAAGCUCUCUUUGAUGUACUGGCACACCCGCAGAACUAUUUCAAGUACACAGCACAGGAGUCAAAAGAGAUGUUUCCAAGAUCAUUUAUAAAGCUACUGCGAUCAAAAGUCUCCAGAUUUCUACGACCAUACAAAUAGUCUAGUGGCAGUCAAUCUGGGGCCACUUUCCAUUUCUGUCAAAUAUUGUCCUUCUUCACAAGUAGAAACAUUUCCUUAUUUGAAGGCUCUUCUUUGCAGUCUUUGUUUUCAGUUGUAUAUUGGAAAAAUACCUAUAAUGUUCUAUAACCAUUAAAAGCCAAUGUUCUGAGUGGGAUUUUCACUAAAAAAGAACAAGAUGCAUCCCUGAGUGCAUCUAGCUGAAGAUUCACAUUGUGUCUGCACUUUCAGUCUGAAAGUACAUGAUUCAGAAAAUAUUCUUUCUAGCUUUUUUAUUUUUCAUCAAAACCUACUUUUUGUCAAAGCAGAGAAGAAAUCUAUUCAAACCUGAUGAAACUACCUGCAGAUAAGUUCUAUUGUAGAAAGAAGUAUGUAGUAUAAAUAAUAUGUGGAUUGUGACUUGCACUUGAAGUUUAUAUUUGAAUCUUGAGGAGAAAAAAAAAAAGCAAUCUAAAUGUUGUUAUUUCUCAUUUGUGGCUUAGGGGAACCUCCGUGCAAGUAGAAAGCAAAAGGGUAAAAAGAGAGAAAGAAGGAAAGAAGGAAAGGGAAGAAGGUAAGGAAAGAAGGAAAGGAGGAAAUUAAAUUAGGGAAGGAAGGAAAUUAAAAGAAAAUGAAAAGAAAUAAAAGAAACAAAGAAAGAAAAGCAACAGAUGUAUAAUUUUAUCAGUUACAUUAAAUCUAGUCCCAUGCCCUAAAAUGCUAAUGCUUUUAUCUACCCUCUUCCAACUGAAGAGGUUUGCCACUGGCGAUGACUUCACUGAAGCAGCUUUAACUGUGCACCAGCUGGGCCCUCUGAAGGUAUUUACAGUAGGACAGGUGAGAAAUGAACACCUCCAAUACCAGUAGUAGUCCUGUUUGUCUUUCUGUUAAUAGGUCAUCUAAUUAAUUACAAUAUAUAAAUAUAUAAAUACACACUUUUAUUUGUGGGUAUAUUAGUAAUGUUAUCUUUAGUUACUGUAAAUAUUAUUCAUGCUUAAAUCUUUACUGCCACACACCCUAUUUACUCCUAUCUAUUUGUAACUUUGUUUAGAUGAUUAAAUGACUUCUCCAAGUGCUUGUCACUUCCAUUAACACCAAACUGCAGCCUUUUGGAGUUUUAUAAUACUGGGUAGUGGUUUACAAUCUCUUCCAACAUAUCCUAUUCCAGGAAAAAUAAAGAUUAGUUAACAUGAAACUGCUGUCCAGUGAGGGGUCAACUAUUGCCUCUUCCCUGGAUGCCACUUACAUGCAGACCAACAGAGUUACCUCUGAGGACAUGGCACUUGAGAGAAGCUCACUAAGUAGUUUUUGUUGGACCUACCAUCAAUAAAACACUGGGAGCAUAUCUGUGACAGGUCUAGGCUCCCGUGGGGGUGAGGAGGACACAGUUUUGCAGAUGAGUUGGAUGGCAAUCCCUGCAGUCCUCAGAGACCUUUGCACUCCCUUUAAUAACAGAUUUGCAGCUGAAGUGCCCAUCAACUCCUGGGACUGUGCAGUCUGCAGGAUGGCAUCAGCCUCACGGUCAGGCCAUGCUCACAGUGACAGGUACUGCUGGAUUAAGAUGCUGUGUUUCCUGUGGUUUCCUGGCACAGGAGCUAAUUUCAAACAGUAAGUUUUUUUUACUAGUGUUUCAGCC
Pogoniulus pusillus (Red-fronted tinkerbird) is the source of this 4798-nucleotide messenger RNA. It is a transcript of the gene SCUBE1, whose product is annotated as signal peptide, CUB domain and EGF like domain containing 1. Gene Ontology annotation, cellular component: cell surface. NCBI's taxonomy places the organism in Eukaryota, Metazoa, Chordata, Aves, Piciformes, Lybiidae. The record is from RefSeq and is a predicted model, not a curated record. The transcript is spliced from 23 exons. The coding region runs from base 109 to 3165 and encodes 1018 amino acids. Gene Ontology annotation, biological process: signal transduction. Gene Ontology annotation, molecular function: calcium ion binding.